AUGCCCGCUUUAUCUACACCGGAGAGCCGCACGCCGCCCAAACCCCACCUUCACUUCCGAAUAUCUCGUGCCGGCGAAAGCGGUGAUGAUACUUUCCACUCCCGGCCCCUCCCGCAGAAGUCUUUACUCACCACAAUUUCACCGGAGGUCAGUUCCGCUGAGUUGCGCUCCUCCACCGCGGAAGCAUUCUUGAUUCCCGCGGCGAGGGAAAGGGUGUUACCAAGGAAUCAGCCCAAUAGGCUUCGCCUCAUGAAAACGCCGCCUUACAUCACCGGUACUCGUAGACAUCGCAUCCGAUCAAAUAAGGAAAUGUAUCCUCUGCGCGCGCCGCAACCCGGAAUACUACUCGAUGAAUCACGGACGCUCUCUUUAGUCUAUGCCGUAUUACCGAAACGAGUUCGACAGUCCUCACCGCCCGCCGGUUUCGAUCACAAUGCCCUGGAGACCUCCGGCAAUGAUUACCAGUUCAAUUUGAGUACCUAA
Morchella sextelata is the source of this 483-nucleotide messenger RNA. RefSeq lists its product as uncharacterized. The transcript is spliced from 3 exons. The coding region runs from base 1 to 483 and encodes 160 amino acids. NCBI's taxonomy places the organism in Eukaryota, Fungi, Ascomycota, Pezizomycetes, Pezizales, Morchellaceae. The record is from RefSeq and is a predicted model, not a curated record.